This is a messenger RNA of Penicillium macrosclerotiorum, 1371 nucleotides long. RefSeq lists its product as uncharacterized. The record is from RefSeq and is a predicted model, not a curated record. The coding region runs from base 1 to 1371 and encodes 456 amino acids. Lineage: Eukaryota; Fungi; Ascomycota; Eurotiomycetes; Eurotiales; Aspergillaceae. The transcript has 4 exons.
AUGAUGGCUCAGAAGAUUCCAUCAAGCCUGGUGACAAUAUCGCAGAUAUCGUCCGAGGGGGUUCAUGGGCAUGAAACGCUGGAUGGAACGGCUAUUAAGACUCUCUGGCAAGUUUUCCUUGCCUCUAGAAAAGCCAGUCAUAAUGAUAUGGAUGAGAGAAUGGAAUAUCUAUUCUGGCGGAUCUGGAGUAGCCGGGCUCUCCUGGCCAGUCUCGACGUCCAAACACUCAGCCAUCUGGUCUCACGAAUCACCCAGUCUCCCGAAAAUAUGCAUCUGAAGAUGAUCACCAUCUCACCGACCCCAAAGAUGCCAUCCUCGCAUCAAAUCAGAGCACACUCUCCAGCAAAACCUCGGUCCAUCAAAAAGCCAAAGGACGCAUUGCAUCCAAUUUUGAAGAAGCCCAAGAGUUUGCCAAACCAGUCGCACAAAACUACGCGCCUAUUGCUAGAGAAGCCCGGUGAUGGGAGCAUCACACGUAAUCCAUCAAAUCCACCUUCACCCAGCAGCCCAGACGUUGCUCCUAAGGAAGACUCCACUGUUCGCCAGCCACAAAAAAAGGCCUAUUUUACAGCAAAUCGACCUGGUCGUGGUGCGCGCCGCCGCCCCGUGUUCAACCGCCGCAGGUCAUCGCAGAUGAACGUUACAAAAGCGCUAUCCCCUCCCAGCCUUCAACAGGCUCAAUCAGACUCACCCGACAUCUUUGACUUGAUAUCCGAUGAUGAAGGCUCGUCUCCAGCAACGCAGCCUCAGCCAACACACCAUGGUAGUCUGGACAUCGAAGCUCCCUGGAUAGAUCUUGACCAAUUUGAGUUGACAGCGCCAGUCUCACCACAGCCCAACAGCCUUGUCGCAGCACCUUUAGAAACAGGUCUCGUCACAACUCACCCACACCGACCUCGGCUUUCUGAAGAGCCCUCACCGGCACUUCCCAUGUCCGAAAAGCGGGACCCCAUUCUCUCCCAGGGAAUAGAGACGGUUAGUCUUGGCUCCAGUCCACACGACCAGAACCAAUGUGCUAAACCCAUGGAUUCCAGUUGCUCUGAACCCAGUGAGUCGUUCGUUGAAGGCACUGACGUGCCCGGCUUUCCGGGUGCCAAACGUGUGCCCAUGCCAAUCAGCAUGAAGCGCAAGCUUGUGGAUAUCCUUACUACCUCCAAAUCUCCACAGGGCUCCCCACCUGCUUUUCUUAGCUACGUGAUGACCACCCAGGAAUCCUCUCCGUUGGUUGACCAGCCUUCAGACCGGCCCUUGGUUCUAAAGGGCUUUCGGGAGCGCUUCGCUCAGGUUUUAAAGGAAAGUCGCUGUGGCGAGGAGACGACACCGGCCUUGCCUGGAAUCUCUGCUGCUCUUGAGGAAGAAAAGGAGAUCUAA